AUGGUCGAACAAGCAGACAGAACCAGACCCAGAGCACUGACAGCCGACCAACUUCGAGCGUGCUGGAGACUCUUAGGUGACGAUGAAGAAAAGGAAAGAUCAUUAGGAAGGACUUUGCAAAUGGAGGAACUACUUCCUCAAGUCGCAAAAAAUGACAAGAGCUGGACGCUUUCCGCUAUACCCACAACUUAUCCCAUCCUUAGAACAUCUUAUGACAUCUGCUCGACUGCACAAAUUAUCGAAAGACAAUCUAUGAGGACCUUUAAGCUCAGCAUCCUCCGAGACAUCGUCACAGGUGUUUAUCAAGACUAUCAUGGGACAGUCAAACAUCAGAGGUUCAAAGGAAUGUUGACAAGCUGGCUGGGAGAAGAUCGAGUUGAAUUACCUGAUUUUGAAGUAUGUUUGACGGAUGCGGUUACAAAGAAAGACCAAGGUAACGAUUUGUUCCGAAAAGGCAAUUAUAUUAGGGCUUUGGGUAUCUACGUCGAGGCAUGGGGAUGCCUUAUACCUUAUCACAUCCAUGCGUUUCCUACUUCAGAUACGAACGUUCUUCUUUAUGGUAAUCUUGAGAGUAGACUUUUCAACAAUAUGCUGAUCUCACUUAUCAAAUGGUGCGAGACCGAUUCACUGCUCAAUGAAUCGUCAAAAUACGCUUUAUGGGGCUUAUCGCUCAGCUGUGGUCAGAUCGCUACCGAACCUAUCCAAGCGGCUACAUUCGAUGUCGGUACCUUUCUCAAGGCAUGUCAAAGAAUUAUAUGCGUCUCCAAUAAGCUUAAAGAUUAUCCAGACCAUCCGCUCAAAGGACAUUAUGCCCUUGAGCCGAAGAUGAUUGAGCAUUUCGAGUUCUUCAUUGACCAUUUGAAGAACGCUCCCAGCUACUAG
Molecule: messenger RNA, 882 nt
Organism: Kwoniella botswanensis
Lineage: Eukaryota; Fungi; Basidiomycota; Tremellomycetes; Tremellales; Cryptococcaceae
Exons: 6
Coding region: 1-882 (293 amino acids)
Source: RefSeq, a predicted model, not a curated record